Hyposmocoma kahamanoa is the source of this 3840-nucleotide messenger RNA. RefSeq names its product neuroblastoma-amplified sequence-like. The transcript is spliced from 28 exons. Gene Ontology annotation, cellular component: Dsl1/NZR complex; endoplasmic reticulum membrane. Gene Ontology annotation, biological process: retrograde vesicle-mediated transport, Golgi to endoplasmic reticulum. Bases 1 to 3840 code for a protein of 1279 amino acids. Gene Ontology annotation, molecular function: SNARE binding. NCBI's taxonomy places the organism in Eukaryota, Metazoa, Arthropoda, Insecta, Lepidoptera, Cosmopterigidae. The record is from RefSeq and is a predicted model, not a curated record.
AUGGAAGAGAAAAAGUCAAUACUGCACGAAUUAUACGUGUUUUCCGAAUGGAAACCAGAACCCGAAUAUUUACAAAAGUCUGACAACAUUUUACCUGAAAACAUAUCAUCCCUUUGGAGAUGGUUAAAUUUUUUUGGGCCUAAGAAGAGACUUAUUGAUAGCAUCACAGCUUUUAAAGAAAGACAACAAAAGUGGCACAUCGCUCUGGGCGAUGCGGGCAAAGUGAUAGCUGUACUUGCAGAUAAUAUCCUUGAGAUCAGAACCAAGCGUUCUGAAUAUGCUACUAUUGCAGCUAGAACUACAGAACUAACAAAGGAUAAUGCUUCCACUAUGGAUUGCAACCGACCAGGUGGUUUAGAAUGCACGGACAACACACACGCUGUUGCUGAUAUUAUUUUCAUGCCACUCAGGGUGAAGGAUACUAAAUGGAACUGGGAGGUCCUUGUAGUGACAUACGACGGCAAGCUGCGCGGGUACUUGGUCUCUCAGACUGAUGGAUUCAAGCUCCAUCACACGUUCCGCUUCGGCGGCGCGGGUGGAGUUUCUUCAAUGACGUAUUGCGAGGCGCACUCCACGUUGUAUGUGGCUGGGGUUCCACAUAGUGGCAGCAAGGACCCUACAUCCCCCCUUAGCGCGGGUAUAACCGCGUGGCGCAUUUUGAACGACGACCCGUUCUACAAGCUAUCGGUGGUCUCCGACCAGCUGGAGAUGCAGCUGGCCACUGACCGUUUCCAGAUGUACAUUCCAUUUAUAUCAUCGAAGAACCUAGCUUUCAUAGUUCACAUGGUGCUGUCGCCGGAUGGCAGUAAACUCGUCUGCCUACACUGCAACGGCGAUAUAUCGGUGUGGCGUCUGCCAGUUCUGAAACAGUUGUACCGCUGGCCGUUGGUUACUCAGCCACAAUGCGAUCUGGAUAACCCACUGGUGAUAGAGGAGAAGGCGGUGAAGAAGGAUAUGUCCUCGUAUUAUGCUGCUGAUGUCAAUUGGUGGACUAACGAAGAAAUAAUACUGUCGCGGUUCAGCGGCGCUGUGACAGUGUGCGAUAUCAAAGACAUGAUUAACAUCUUGGGGAAGAAACCGGAGUUCUUUCAAGGCGCACCUCAUGUAACUUGCGCUCUUGACGGAACCUUCAUGGUGCUAGAGUGCGAGACCAACGUGCUGCCAGCGAAGAAAUCAAACAGUAGUGAGAGCAUGGAAGUAGUUCAAGCUGAAUGCGAGGUUGAAGAUUCCAUGCUCGAUCUGACCAAAGAGCUGAUAAAGUCGGUGCUAUACUCUAUCACUGACAUUGAGACAUUCCAACCGCGGCCCAAGCGCAUCACUGUCGUGUCCCGCAUCUAUCGAUUACUGGGUGUAAAGAGUACCACACCUGAUGAGCUGUUCUCUAGAAAGAUUGAAAGCGGUAACUACGCAGAAGCGCUCGCCCUGGCCGACACGUUUAAUCUGGACAGCGAUUUGGUAUACCAACAGCAGUGGAGGAAGAACCCUGUCUCCACUGAGGCCAUCCAGAAAUAUUUGAGCAAAGUGUCUAAGAAGAUCUGGGCAGUGCACCAGUGCGUGGACAGGUUGCCAGAAACUGUACCAGCGGCCAAAGAAUUACUGCAUUUCGGCUUACAACUAACCAACGAACGCAUUUUGGAUGAAAUUAACAAAGAUCGCGAUGAAGACGACAUAAAGGACCUAGAUGACAUUACUUUGGAGGAUCUGAACGCUUACACCAGCGAGCUGCUGCGUUGUCGACAUGUCAUGCUCUUUUAUAAGGAACGACUACGUCUGUACGAGGCGAUCCUCAAGUGCGAGAAAUCAACGUAUGUGAAAGAUGAGUACGACCGCCUGCGCAGCAAUAGCAUUGUGCGCAGUGCCAUGGAGAUCGCUAAAGAGGGACGCAUCGAAGCGCUCACUUGCCUCUGGCCGCACAUAAAGACCAUCCCGAUGCAACUUGCGGUACUCAGCAAGCUACCAGAGACAAUCAACCCGAUAGACUACCAACACCUACUGCCGGUGCGUCAGCCCGUGCAGUGGUUCGAGAAGAAAUCACCAAUUAAACUGCAAGCCGAUGAGCACGAGAACGAUUGGUGUAGGAAGGAGAUUUUCAGAUCAAUCUGGAGUUCAAACUGGUCUGAAGAGACAACGCCAGAAGCAGAAACGGCGUCUGAGGAAUCCGAGAUGGACGCAGUAUCUGCAUGGUACAACAGUCGCGCUAGAGAAAUCGAAGAACGCAGCGGUUUGGUGUCUCAUGCGUUAAAUCUAGUCACUAUUGCGUCUGUGGGCGGAGGCGUCGAGGGCCUGGACAAUAUCAUGUUCUACCUCCUCACGUUGGACACAUUGAUCUAUGACAUUAAUGUGGAGAAUGUCACUUUGAAGCAGUUGAAGAAGCUUUCUACGCUGGAAACUUGCGCGCUUUUGAUGGAAAUGUCGACACCAGCGACUUUCGUGGCAGACUUGAAGCAGUUCGUCAUCCCAUUCCUGAAGCGGUACGAGAACUUGACGCAGACAGCAAACGCGUGUCAAGUGCAUCUCAUGGACUACCUUGAGAGUAUAAGUGUCAAUGACCUUUCAUACAUUCUGUUGGUUCUCCAAUCGCCGAGCGAAUUCGAGCUGGAGGUUUCUGUUCAUCUGGAGCUAGCUGAGAGAUGCCUCUUUGCGUACACCGGCACUGACCAACUCGACAAGGCCUGCGAUUUGCUCGACACGCUACUAAGGGAAAGUGACGGUAGCAUAUCGAACAGCGAACUAGUCCAUCGUGUGAAGGAAAUCGAGCGUCUCGUCUCGGCCAGCAGUAAGAUAUCCUGGCGAGGAGUGCUCAUCCCGCCUCGUGAUAUUCGUGACAUGCACGAGGACCCCAAGCAUGCGCAUAAUCUGCUCACGCGUAUUGCCAGGUGUCUUUCAACCAGGGAUGAGAAGCCGACUCAAGCAGACUGGGAGAAACUCUUGGAAGACAUUUUAGAACUACAAUCCACACUUUUCAACUGCAUUAGCAAGGAGGAAUGCCACGAGAUCUACGCAUCUGCUCUUCUAACAUCAGGUGACAUUCCGAGCAUCAAAUUGGCGUCCGAAGUGCUAACAUGCGAAGCCGGCGUCAGACGCAAUUCGCACCUGGUCAGUUAUAACCGUAGCGUCGACUUGGUAUCUCAGGCUUCCAGGGAAUACUUUAACUCUGCAUCAUCGCUCACUGAUCCCGCUUUGGAAAUUGCGAAAGCCUGCUUGACUCUGAUAAAGGAUGGAAAUCAGCAUAUUCAAGAGGAACUAGAUCUGAUAGCAGCUCUGCCAAUUUUGCUCACGUUUCAGCUUGACGUAAUUCCUAUACAAGUUCGCAUUUGUGAAGAUCGAAUGACGCUGAUAGACGAAUGUUUGAAAAGUGACAAAAAUGGUUAUUUAGCAAGCCAUAAGCUACUUAAAUUGGCCAAGCUGUUGAGGGUCUUCAAAGACGAUGAACACAAGAGGGAGGGCACGGUGCUGCAGCACGUGGGCGAGGCGGCGAUCGCGGCGGGCCCCGCGGGCUACGGCGCGGCGCUGGCCGCGGCGCGGCGCUUGGCGGCCAUGCGGUUCGCGCCCGCGGCCGCGCUGCUGUCGCACGCCGCCGCCUUCGCGCACGCGCACGCCGACCGGAACACGCGCCGCGGCCUCUUCGCCGCCGCCGCCACGCACUGCCCCGCCGACGGCAUCGAGGACAUCCUGCGCGCCAGACUAGCGCUGGAACUGGAAAGCCUACAGCAGAUGGGCAUGGCGAUUAGAGGAGACCACGAUGACGACGAGCGCUGGCCUUCUUUCGACGACGAGUUCUCCGAUGCCAUUACGACGGUCACCAGGACUCCACCCCUUGGAAGAUACUUGUUAUUUUGA